ACUCGAACACCAACGAUGGACUCAACUGUAGCCAGCGACACCCCGCUCGAAACCCCAAAUUCUCUCGCCCAUAUAAGAUCCUCACGGCCACCUUUUGAGAUCCCUCUCUCUCCUGCCUCCUUCGCCCGCUCCUUCGUCUAUUCGGUCACCGGGGGUUGGGGUUUGCUCUUUGGAGGAAUCAUGCUCGUCUACCAGGAUCUUCUCACAGGCGAUGAGCUUUUGUCGGACUCAUUUCCGUACAAGGAAAUACACAAUGGUAUGCUGUGGGAAGUUGAAGGAAAGUGGGUCAUUCAAGGAGCAGUAAAUGUCGACAUUGGUGCAAACCCUUCCGCCGAAGGUGGUGAAGAAGAUGAAGGAGUUGAUGACCAGGCUGUUAAGGUGGUCGAUAUUGUGGAUACUUUUAGGCUUCAGGAGCAACCGGCAUUCGAUAAGAAACAAUUUGUGACCUUCAUGAAGAGAUAUAUCAAAAAUUUGACUCCUAAAUUGGAUGCCGAGAAGCAGGAGCUAUUUAAGAAACACAUUGAGGGAGCUACCAAGUUUUUACUUUCAAAGCUUAGUGACCUGCAAUUUUUUGUAGGGGAGAGUAUGCACGAUGAUGGGUGCCUAGUCUUUGCAUACUACAAAGAUGGUGCAACUGAUCCAACAUUCUUAUAUUUUGCCUAUGGGCUGAAGGAGGUCAAAUGCUGAAAUUUACCCGACUCCUGAUGAGAUGUGCUGUAACUUCAGCUUAUUUAUCAUUUACCCCGUUUUGUGUUGAGUGAGACGUGGAAGCAAUGCCUUAACUUUUAAUAUGAUUGAGAAUUUGGACUUUUCUUUGGGAUAUUUAGUUGGAUCAUUUGGUGAUAUUGAUUUGAUUAAAAAAUAAUUACUAUUUAGUUUAUUUA
This is a messenger RNA of Elaeis guineensis (African oil palm), 884 nucleotides long. NCBI's taxonomy places the organism in Eukaryota, Viridiplantae, Streptophyta, Magnoliopsida, Arecales, Arecaceae. The record is from RefSeq and is a predicted model, not a curated record.